CGGGGAACGCUUGCUACAGAAUGCGGGCACUCGUCUGACCGAGAGACGCUCUGCGGGCUGGUUCCGCUAGAUGCUCUCAGCGAUCCGCGCUGAUGCGUGCGCGCGACGGAGACCAGAUCGAGGCGAGUCCGUUCAGGUAUUUAUCCCAUAACUUAUUCUGUCGAACUGUUGUCUGUUGUACUCCCUUGUAUGUACCGCUUCUGUGUUGUCUACGUAUCGUUGUGGAUCGGCUUCCUUCGUCUCUUGGUUGUUACUGGCCUUCUCUUACCUUUUUUUUCGUACUCGGGCGUUUCGUUGCAUCACUGCCUUCUGCUCAAUCAUCCUAUGACAUUAUGCCUCGCUAUGCCUUUAUGCACUCACUUACGAAAUAUAUCCUUUGACCUCGAUCCCAUGAUUUCUGCGAUCGUCUUCAAGGUCCAAGACUUCUGCCACCUGUAGCUUUUUCCGUGACCUUGAUGUAGACAUACCACCCUCUUCCAGGAAUAUUGUACGCCAGAACGCCUUCAACAGCCCAGGCUUCCGUCUUGAACUUCAGAGCUAAAAGUCGAACCUCUUUAUGUCCUUUUUGGGC
Schizophyllum commune H4-8 is the source of this 571-nucleotide messenger RNA. RefSeq lists its product as uncharacterized. NCBI's taxonomy places the organism in Eukaryota, Fungi, Basidiomycota, Agaricomycetes, Agaricales, Schizophyllaceae. The transcript has a single exon. The coding region runs from base 93 to 380 and encodes 95 amino acids. The record is from RefSeq and is a predicted model, not a curated record.